Messenger RNA from Symbiodinium necroappetens, 419 nucleotides. Lineage: Eukaryota; Dinophyceae; Suessiales; Symbiodiniaceae. The record is from the annotation of a GenBank genome assembly.
GCAAGUUUGCGGCGACCGUCGAGCCGACCGGGUGGCUGAGCCAGCCCGGCUGGGAGGAGCUGGUAGAGGACGGCCAGAAGGAAGAAGCGACGGAAGUGGUGGCUUGUACAAGCCUGGAGUCCGUCCUGCGGGAGCAGGACAUGGAGGAGGUGGACCUGCUACGGGUGAGCGUCCUGGGCCGGGAAUACCAAGCCUUGCUUUCUGCAGAAGCCCUCCUGGCUGCUGGAAAGGUGAAGACAUUGGCAAUCUCAGUACUGAAAUGCACGGAGAAUAAAUUGGAAUUGGCUACGAUGCUACGCCGCCAUGGGUACAGAUUAUCCUUCAUCGGCUUGGAAGAUGAAGAUGUGCUGGCUGUCAUGGCGGAUGUAGAUCUUAUCCCUGAAGGUACCUUGACGCUGGUUGCCCAAUAUGCUGGGUGA